CAGGUGUGGCACCUCCCGGCCUCAUCGGCUCGGCCGCCUGCUGGGCCGGGGCCGCCUCAUCGCAGGGCCUCUGCCUGGCACCAGCGGAGGAGACACCGCUCCCACCACCGGCGCCGGUCACCACCACCAGCAGCCCCCUCGGGGGACAGGCCUCACUGGAAGCCAGGUUCUAGGGACUCACUCAGCCACGUCACCAUGUCCCGACCCAGCAGCAAAGCCAUCUACAUGCACCGGAAGGAGUACCUGCACACCCUGGCCUCCGAGCCCGCCUGCCUGCAGCACCGGGUGGAGCACCUGAUGACGUGCAAGCUGGGCACACAGGGGCUCCGGGAGCCCAAGGACGCCGAGCAGCGGCUGCAGGAGCUGGACGCGCAGGGCCGCGUGUGGAGCCAGAACCUGCUGCUGCAGGUCCGGGACGGCUGGCUCCAGCUGCUGGACAUCGAGUCCAAGGAGGAGCUGGACUCCUACCGCCUGGACAGCAUCCAGGCCAUGGACGCGGUGCUCAACUCCUGCUCCUUCAAGUCCGUCCUGUCCGUCACCGUGCAGGGGGCGGGCCCGGCGGGCAGCAGCACGCUGCUCUUCCAGUGCCCGGAAGUGGGGGCGGAGCGGCUGCGGACCAGCCUGGAGAAGGCCCUGAAGGAGGAGCUGGAGCUCAGACCCCGAUUCGGAGUCCCUCUCCCCGGCCAGGACAGGUGGCGGGGGGCUCCUCUGGAAAGGCCACUCCCUAGGGAGCAGGCAGCCCCCCUGGAGUGGGGGCCCCCUCCAGAACAGCCCCCCUGGAGGGCCCCAGAGCACAGGAAGCCGCUGUCCCCAUGGCCCCAGUCACGACACUCCAGCAUCCGAGAACCAAGCCCCUCCCCUCUGCCUCCUCCAAGGCGGCCCCCGACCCCCGAGUACCCAGCAAGGGACGAGGAGCUGCUGAACCGCGUCCUGAGCGACAUCGAGGUGUUCGUGCAGCCGCUGAGGCAGGCCCCGGCGGGCGGCAGCGCGAAGAAGACGAAGAAGCAGGGGAAGAAGAAGAGCGUGGCUCAAGGGGGGAGGACACAGGCGCAGUACCUCGACUGCUUCCAGAAGUUCAAGUACAGCUUCAACCUCCUGGGGAGGCUGGCAGUCCACCUGUCGGAGCCCAGUGCCCCUGAGCUGCUGCACAUGAUCUUCCAGACUCUGCACUUCGUCCUGACGCACUGCCCUGAGCCGGACCUCGCAGGCCAAGUGAUCUCACCCCUCCUCACCCCCAAAGCCGUCGACAUGCUCGCGUCCCACCUGAGCCCGCCUGACAGUAAACUCUGGAAGAGUCUGGGCCCGGCCUGGACCACCAGCCGGGACAACUGGAUGGGCCCUGAGCCCCCGCCCUACCAACCCACGUUCCAUGAUGGCUGGCAGCCUCCAGAACCUUCCAGCCAGGCACCCUCAGGACGCCCGGACUCUGCUUCCCUCCGGCCAGCCCAGCCAGCUCUGAGGAUGCAGGUCGUACACGAGUUUAAAGCGAGAAACCCCAAGGAGCUGACCGUGGCCCCGGGAGAAGUGCUGGAGGUUCUGGACCACAGCAAGCGGUGGUGGCUGGUGAAGGACCACAGGGGCCAGAGCGGCUACAUUCCCAGCAACAUCCUGGAGCCCCUGGAGUCGGGGUCCCCUAGGGGCCAGAGCCCGGCCUUUCGGGCCCCGAUGCUGCGACUCAGCGCCAGGCCCGAGGAGGUCAGAGCCUGGCUGCAGGCAGAAAACUUCGCCCCUGGCACCGUGAACACUCUCGGGGCCCUGUCAGGAUCGCAGCUGCUGUACCUGAGCCCGGGGGAGCUCCAGAUGAUGUGUCCGCAGGAUACCCCCCGGGUCGCAGCCCGGCUGGAGGCCACCAGAAGGAUGCUGGGGGUGAGGACACCCGGGGAACCCCAGUGGGAAUGCGGGGUGCUCCCUGGGUGACAAUAAGCCCGUAGGCACCAGCUCAGACACCUCCAAGAUCAAGGCCUUCUCACAGCCGGACGAAGGACCUGAUUCUCUUUAGAGCCCCCAGCAGUCCUCUCAGGUCCCCAACUUGCAGCGAACCCCACACCCAGCUCACACAGCAGAGGACGAGCCAGCCCAGAGGGUGGGCGGACGGUGCCCUCUGGCUGCGUGGGGAGCCCUCCCCAGCGACCACCUAUUUAUUAUGUCUGUCCUGGGCCUGGAGGGCUAAGCUUUGUCGGGAUGCUGCUCAGUCCUCUCUCCCCAAUAAAAGCAUCUUCAAGCCUGGCAUGCGCC
Messenger RNA from Pipistrellus kuhlii (Kuhl's pipistrelle), 2235 nucleotides. RefSeq names its product EPS8 like 3 (gene EPS8L3). Bases 196 to 1917 code for a protein of 573 amino acids. The record is from RefSeq and is a predicted model, not a curated record. Gene Ontology annotation, cellular component: plasma membrane; vesicle; ruffle membrane. NCBI's taxonomy places the organism in Eukaryota, Metazoa, Chordata, Mammalia, Chiroptera, Vespertilionidae. Gene Ontology annotation, biological process: positive regulation of ruffle assembly; regulation of Rho protein signal transduction; Rho protein signal transduction. The transcript is spliced from 19 exons. Gene Ontology annotation, molecular function: actin binding.